Molecule: messenger RNA, 3183 nt
Organism: Chlamydomonas reinhardtii
Lineage: Eukaryota; Viridiplantae; Chlorophyta; Chlorophyceae; Chlamydomonadales; Chlamydomonadaceae
Exons: 7
Coding region: 230-1738 (502 amino acids)
Biological process (GO): signal transduction
Cellular component (GO): protein phosphatase type 2A complex
Molecular function (GO): protein phosphatase regulator activity
Source: RefSeq, a predicted model, not a curated record
GGCUCGCCACUGCCUUAGUUGGACUAUACUGACCUACCACGUGCUUUACCUGUUGCUCCUGAGCCGCGUACUGAGCUGUCCCGGCCAAAUGGCCCAGGCCGGGUAAAUUAGCGCCCCUUACCGCGCCCUUUAGGAGCUCCACUUCGCAUGCUGCGCCCUCCAGGAGCAUAGCGGCGGUGGGGCGUAGGAGCUAGGCAGGUGCACGCUGUGAGCGAGCAGCCCAGCAAAUAUGUUGAAGAGCAUGAAGCAGAAGUUCAGCGGAAAGAAGGACGCCAGCAAGAACAAGGACGACUCGCAGCCCUCGACCAGCGCUAAGGCGGGAGCUCCCGCUGCAAGCAGCAAGGCUCCUGCCCCACGGCCAAUCUCAGCCAUCCGGGAGAAGCCGCCGCUCCCAGCCAUCAACGAGCAGACUCUGCAGCAGUACUACGCGGAGCCCCUGCCCAGCUUCCGGGAUGUCUCGCCAGCGGAGAAGCAGUAUCUCUUCGUGCAGAAGCUGCACCUGUGCAGCUUCGGGUUCGACUUCGCGGACCCCACGAAGCACGUCCGCGAGAAGGAAAUCAAGCGGCAGACGCUAUUAGAGCUGGUGGACUACGCCAACUCCGGGGCUGGAAAGUUCACGGAGGGCGUCUCGGAGGAUAUCAUCUACAUGCUCAGCAACAACCUGUUCAGGACGCUGCCCCCGGUCCGGAGCCAUGGCGAUGCAGAGGGCAACUACGACGCGGAGGAGGAGGAGCCCAGCCUGGACCCCGCGUGGCCCCACCUGCAGAUCGUCUACGAGUUCCUCCUGCGCUACGUGGUGUCCAAUGACACGGACGCCAAGAUAGCGAAGAAGUACAUCGACCAGCAGUUCGUUCUGAAGCUGCUGGAGCUGUUCGACUCGGAGGACCCCCGGGAACGCGACUACCUCAAAACGAUCCUGCACCGCAUAUAUGGCAAAUUCAUGGUGCACCGGCCGUUCAUUCGCAAGGCCAUCAACAACGUCUUCUACCGCUUCAUCUUCGAGACGGAGCGGCACAACGGCGUGGCGGAGCUGCUCGAAAUCCUCGGCAGCAUCAUUAACGGGUUCGCGCUGCCGCUGAAGGAGGAGCACAAGCUGUUCCUGCAACGCGCGCUGAUGCCGCUUCACAAGCCUAAGUGCGUGGCCAUGUACCACCAGCAGCUGGCGUACUGCGUGACGCAGUUUGUGGAGAAGGACUCGAAACUGGCGGAGCCGGUGCUGACGGCGCUCUUGAAAUACUGGCCAGUAACAAACAGCCAAAAGGAGGUGCUGUUCCUCGGGGAGCUGGAGGAGAUCCUGGAGCUCACGCAGGCGCCAGAGUUCCAGAAGGUCAUGAUCCCGCUCUUCCGGCAGCUCGCGAAGUGCCUAAACAGCCAGCACUUCCAGGUGGCGGAGCGCUCGCUGUUCCUGUGGAACAACGAAUACAUCGUCAACCUGGUGGCGCAGCACCGGCACCAGCUACUGCCCAUCCUGUUCCCGGCGCUGGAGGAGAACACCAACAGCCACUGGAACCCGGCGGUGCACGGCUUGACCUGCAACGUGCGGAAGAUGUUCCAGGAGCUCGACGAAGCGCUGUACGAGGAGUGCAAGCGCAAGUACGAGGAGGAGCAGACGUCGGAGCGCGCGGCCAUGGAGACGCGGGACCGCAAGUGGGAGUACCUCCAAAAGCUGGCGGUGCAGAAGAGCAACGGGCGGCCGCUCCCCGAGGUCAAGCCGCUGUCCGCACUGCUAAGAGUAUAGUGCGCACGGCAGCGUUGGCGGGCCAUGCAGCUUGCUUAAGCCGAUGGGCCAGCGCGGCGCGCUGGUGGCGGGCAACUGGUGGGUUGGCCGGCGGUGUGCGGGUGCGCCGGUGCCUGCUGGGGAUUCAGGGCACGAGGACAUCGUCCGGCGCCGGCUAAGCCGACCCGGGCAUUUUGCGAGCCCCAGCGGGAAUGCUUGCGCACGGCUACUUGCACGCUGACCAUUCAGCAUGCUGGCCGCAAGCAGGUGCCGCACUGUGUGCGGGUGGCUUGCCCCUCGAACUGUGGACGGGUUUGGUGCCGUGGGAACGAACAUGUGCUGCGAUCGGCUCAGGGCUCGAUGUGGCGCUUUUGUGUGCCCAUGUUGUGUGUUCUGUAGUAGGUUGUUAGAGCGGUUACUAGAGCCGCCGUUAAGAGCUUCAAUGAGCGCGUGUUGCGCCUCACACCCACAUGGGGCCGGCACUAGCGUGUACCAAUAACUGAGUGCAUUCCGCGCCUGUGUGUUGGUUUGGGCUGCCUGGCGCUUGGGUUUGUGUUUGGUCGACAGCCGAUGGUGAACGGACGUUGGCGGCAAACACCGUUGUAGUUUCAGGAGCGCAUGCAACUCACUCGCAUGUGCAAGCAUGUCCGCUUCAAAGGAAGGGCGGAAACCAUGGAAAUAGGGGUAGGUUAGGGAUACACAUCCGCACCGGGUCGUUUGGACACCAGCUAGGACUGUCGGAUGAAGAUGUGGUGUGGUAGCUCGUGUAGCGAGCGGACACAGAGCACGGGGGAGGAGGCGUUGGUGCACAGUGGACCUCCCGCUCAAGGAAUGAGAGCACGAGUGCACGGGAAGGCCUUCCCCGGCGAGCUCAAUGGAGUGCCGACUGCGCGAAUCGACCAGUGCGGCUGCGAGCCUGAACUGUUGCAUUUGGUGGAACACAGGAAGUGGGCCUGGACACUGGCGUGUGACACCGCACUAGCGCUGCCGCGGCGGCGUUGACGGAACCCUAUGACGGGACAUUACACUGCCAGUGCCGCAGGCCGGGCAGCAGUGGAGGCUAAAUGCGAAAUGCUCUUCUCAUGCUAUAUAAAACUGUGUCUGCUGCAAACCGCUGUGUAGUGAAACGUGCGCCUGGGGGGGGGCAAGGGCCGCUGCAGCUGCAGGACGGGUAUGCAUGCUGGCUGUAGUCAGGUCUGGGGGAGGUGUUGCGGUCAGCCUGCUGCUGCCAGCUGCGCAACAGCUACAGCUCGCAGGGCACUUCACCCUGACGGCAAUAAGGCUGGAAAAGAUCGACGGUGCUGCCAACCAGCGCUUUGCACGGCAUACGGUACACGCGCAAUUUGGGGGUCUCUGGAGUCGGCAGUUCGGCACUCCGGUGAUAUGGAUGCGAAUUACAAUUGAAGGGACAGUCCGACAAGCACUCCGGUGAUAUGCAAGUUGCCCUGCGACAGUGCGACUCCGUA